Molecule: messenger RNA, 1137 nt
Organism: Strongylocentrotus purpuratus (purple sea urchin)
Lineage: Eukaryota; Metazoa; Echinodermata; Echinoidea; Camarodonta; Strongylocentrotidae
Product: low-density lipoprotein receptor-related protein 6
Exons: 4
Coding region: 517-1137 (206 amino acids)
Source: RefSeq, a predicted model, not a curated record
AAAAGAAAGCAUUUACUUCAUAUGUUAAUAAUUUACCCCUGUCGUAUCUCAUAUUCGUGUCGCCUCGUUCUCAACAUUUACCUUUCUAAGAUAUGAUAAAUUGCAACAACACGAAAUGCUAAUACUUAUGUGAGAAAAUCAGCUUCUGUUUCCAUCCUCAGGGUGAUGAGUUGGAAGGGAAUGAAUGUUAUCGGCUUCUGAAUGUCAACAAAACGUUUGCAAUCUAUGGGCAUAAUCAUAAAGUAAUAUAAAACGAUUUUCAAGUAUUUGCGUCAUAGCUUUUUUUUCAAAUCUUGAUGUGAGAGGCAAUUUAGUGUCAUAAUUAGUUCCUCCUUUCUUCAUUCAGCCAUUUUCUUCAGAAGCAGACAGGUGCCACCUUCAUGACGAUCAGCAGUAAACUAUACUAUACCGAAAACAAAAAAAAAGCUUCUCCAAGCAACUUGGCAUUUGCCGCAUAGUCGUUAUUAAACAGUCAGGUUUAUAGGCUUAUACCCAUUCCAGGGUGCUGUUUUAAGGAUGGCCGAUCUGAAAGGGUUCAUGUUAUCCAUUCUUUUUUGUCUUCUUUCACAAUGUGCUCCAUCUCUGCAAGCGGAGUCGAUGGUAUUUGUAGCUGACUAUGUAGGACAUGCAAUAUUCAUGGCCGACUUUUCCAGCGACAGUCUCGACUCUUUGACCUUCGAUGCUUUGCCCUUCAGUUCCGUCCGUUACCCAAUAGGCAUCGAUUACGAUCCCGAUACUCGCAUGGUGUACUGGGCCGAAGUGUCAGGACCCAUACGACGCGGGAAUAUCGAUGGCACUAUGCAAAGCGUGAUCGUCGAUAGAAGUAGUGUCGGCAACCCAUACUACAUUGCGUUGGAUACGAGUCGUGGUAAAGUCUUUUGGACCGAUGUAACCCUCAACCGAAUAAUGUCGGCUAACCUCGACGGAUCCUCUCAGCAAAUUCUCAUCAAUACCGACUUGAAUACUCCAUUCGCAAUCAUUAUACACAAAGGAGAAGGAUUGAUGUUUUGGACACACAGGAGUACCCCACGUCGAAUCGAAAGGGCCAAUCUUGAUGGCGGGGACAGAUACGUCAUUGUCAACUCUGGCCUCUCAUAUCCCAUUGCGUUGGCUUUUAAUGCUGACAGUAAGGAUUAA